AUGAGCGACACGUGUCCGCAGUGGCUCAGAGACCUCGCCAAUCGGUGUCUUUCGUUUGACCCUACCGAGCGCCCGACGGCCGAGGACAUCAUCAAAACGCUCCUGCCACAUCGCGACACGACGGCAUUUGACCUCUUCGAAGUCGACGGUGAAGCGGACGACGUCGAGGAGCCAAGCGAUGCACUCGUUGAAGAAGUGGACGGCGUCGAGGAGCCGAGCGAUGCCCCAAGCCCCAUCGAGGAGGAGGAGGCUGUGGGCUACGCGACGCGCUUCUUGCGCUACAUCGCAGCCUUCGGACGUUCAUGAUCCAAGAUGACCGCUUUCGAGACUCGCAGUCUGGAUACGAGGUAGCUGACAGCCGCACCACCGUCGAGUCUAUAGUCGAAUAGUACAAGCUUUUAUAAUUCUCUAACACCACAUUCAUCGUUGCUCAA
Saprolegnia diclina VS20 is the source of this 434-nucleotide messenger RNA. RefSeq lists its product as hypothetical. The record is from RefSeq and is a predicted model, not a curated record. Bases 1 to 306 code for a protein of 101 amino acids. Lineage: Eukaryota; Oomycota; Saprolegniomycetes; Saprolegniales; Saprolegniaceae. The transcript has 2 exons.